UGUCUUUCGGUUUAUAGGGCUUUUCCUUCAAACUAUGCUUUUUAUUACAUUUUUUAAGAAUGUUUAGAUCCUUAUCUCUGGUAUAGUUAUGAUUUCUGAUUACCAAAAUCUUGUUAAACUUCCUGUAGCAUUUUUGAACUUGGUCUACCUGUCCUUUGCAUCUCUACUUCACUCGCUCCUCUUAUCUUUUUGCAUGCACAUGGGUUAGGACAGGAUAAAGUAUUAGAGAUAUACUGAGGAUAAGUCCCUCUGGAGAAAGGUGAUGAGUCAGGCAGAUCUGCAUGUGUACCUGCAUGUGGAUGAGGGAAAGGGAAGGCACUCUAGGGUUUGAUCAUCUCAUUGAAGAAAGUCCCUGAGAUCUCUGUCGGUCGGCGGCGGGUACAUGAAUCCACCCACCGCCUUGCUGCUUUGCUUUUGAGACUACUGCUUCUCUGAAGCGUUCGCUGCAUUUCCCACCUCUCUCUUCACUUUUGUUCCUCCUCUCCACUGUGUCACCAUGGAUAUUGGUGGCCUAACAACAGUGGUGGCCAACUCCGCCUACAUCUCUGCCCGUGGGAGCUUUGAUGGCACCGCCAACCCCUCAGCCAACCGUGACAAGAAGUACCACUCCCGCCUGAAGCUGCCCCACAUCACAGUCUGUGAGGGUCUGCGAGAGACUCUGGACCUGGGCUUCCAGACGGUCUGUGUGGAGCAGCCCAUCGGCAAACGUCUGUUCCAGGAGUUCCUCGAUUCCGUCAAUGAGUACAAAGGGCCGUGCCGUCUGUGGAAGGAUAUUGAGGAGUACAACAUGGCAGAGGAUGAAGACAGGGCCAAGAAAGCAAGCAAGAUCUUGUCUCGGUACAUGGAGCCCGAUGCCAAGCACUACUGCCCCUUUCUGCCAGAAAACGGGAUCACAAAAGUAAAGGAGAAACACCAAGAAGCCGGGGACGAGCUCUUCAGUGAAACCAUGGACAGCGUGAUGGACUUUCUCAAGGAAGUGCCCUACACUUUCUUCUUGGAGAGCAUGUAUCUCAAGAGGUUUCUGCAGUGGAAGUGGCUUGAGAUGCAGCCCAUCGGAGAGGACUGGUUCUUGGAUUUUCGCGUGCUGGGUAAAGGAGGAUUUGGGGAAGUGUCAGCCUGUCAGAUGAGAGCCACGGGGAAGCUGUAUGCCUGUAAAAAACUGAACAAGAAGAGACUGAAGAAGAGAAAAGGAUAUGAGGGGGCGAUGGUUGAGAAAAGGAUCUUGGCUCGAGUUCACAGCAGGUUCAUUGUCUCCUUGGCCUAUGCCUUCCAGUCAAAAACUGAACUGUGUCUGGUCAUGACCAUAAUGAACGGAGGAGACCUGAGGUAUCACAUCUAUAAUGUGGAUGAGAACAACCCUGGGUUUGAUGAACCCCGAGCCUGUUACUAUGCUGCACAGAUCAUCCAGGGUCUAGAGCACCUCCAUCAGAAGAGGAUCAUUUACAGAGACCUCAAACCAGAGAAUGUGCUGCUGGACAAUGAAGGUAACGUGCGUAUUUCUGAUCUUGGUCUGGCUGUGGAGCUGGCUGACGAUCAGUUCAAAAUCAAGGGCUAUGCUGGAACUCCAGGUUUCAUGGCUCCAGAGCUCCUGAAUGGAGAAGAGUACGACUACUGUGUGGAUUAUUUCACCUUGGGUGUUACUCUUUACGAGUUUCUGGCCGCCAAAGGGCCCUUCAGAACCAGAGGAGAGAAGGUGGAGAAUAAGGUGGUAAAGAAAAGGAUUCUGAACGACCCGGUCACUUAUCCAGAGAAGUUCAGUGAAAACGCCAAGUCCAUUUGUGAGGGUCUGCUGUGCAAAGAGGCCGACAAAAGGCUUGGCUUUAAGAACGAGUCAUGUGACGAGCUGAGGGCACACCCCUUCUUCAACCAGAUCAACUGGAGGAAACUGAAUGCAGGGAUCCUGACACCCCCAUUCGUGCCAGACUCCAAGACUGUGUACGCCAAGGAUCUGGACGACGUCGGCGCCUUUUCCACGGUGAAGGGGGUGCAGCUGGAAGAGGUGGACACGGUGUUUUUCGAUGAGUUUGCCUCUGGGAACAUCGCCAUCCCCUGGCAGGAGGAGAUGAUCGAGACCGGGAUCUAUGGAGAGCUCACAGUCUGGGGACCCGGCGGCACUUUGCCCAAUGACCUGCGGCGUGAAUCCAUCCUGGAGCAGCCGCCCAAGUCUUCAACCUGCUGCGUAUCGUGAUAUAAAUGUAAAAAGAAAUCAAUUCACAAAUGGCUUUUUUUUAAAUACACAAAUUGGUCAAUUCAAAAGGGAGAAACAUUAUUGAUAUGAAUGUUUUUCUUUUUUGAUAAGGUAUAUACCUAUACAGCAUAUUUUCCAGUCUUUUCUUUCUCAUGUUUUUUGCUGCCAUGUUAUUCUAAGCUUAACAAUUUGCUAAUUUAAUUUAUCAAGACUUAACAAAUGCUUUAAAAGUGCUGUACAGUUAAAAUAUUUAAUACUACAUAAAAUAAAAACUGCUCUUUACACUAGUAAAAUUUUUUAUUGACAUAUAUCUUUAUAUUUAACAUUGUUGUUGUUAGUUUAACUACAAAGAUGCUAUCUCAUGACUGACUGUGUAAAUGAAUGUAAAGGAAACAGUAUUUUUCCUACCUGUUAUUUUGCUGCUUCAAAAAAAGUGAUAUAUCUAUAUAGACAUAUAUAAAACACAGCAUCACAUUUCUGGGGGAGAAUUUUCUUUGCUUUUACUUCCUUUUGUUCUUAAAAUGUUUUAUGUUAGUUAACCAGCUUCAGAAAUGUAAAAACAGCAAAUGUUUCA
Oryzias melastigma (Indian medaka) is the source of this 2762-nucleotide messenger RNA. It is a transcript of the gene grk1a, whose product is annotated as G protein-coupled receptor kinase 1 a. Gene Ontology annotation, biological process: signal transduction; visual perception; regulation of opsin-mediated signaling pathway. Gene Ontology annotation, molecular function: rhodopsin kinase activity; ATP binding. The transcript has 7 exons. The record is from RefSeq and is a predicted model, not a curated record. The coding region runs from base 497 to 2188 and encodes 563 amino acids. Gene Ontology annotation, cellular component: cytoplasm. Lineage: Eukaryota; Metazoa; Chordata; Actinopteri; Beloniformes; Adrianichthyidae.